UCGCUUUGCAGACAUGCGGAAGCGGAGAUCGUCGUCGACGACCGUGGAGCAAGAGGAGGGAGACGAGGCGCUCGAGGACGCCCCCGAGGAGACAUCGCGGCCCGCGGCCUAUUCGAUGUCCGACAUGAAGACAUUCGCCGGGCCACGCAGGCGUGGCCCCGCGUCCAAGGUGAGGCGCGCGGCCAAGUGGCUGCUGAUGCUCUACGUGUGCGUGCCCUUCGUGGUCAAGCUGUGCCCGUCCAUUCAGGCCAAACUGGUCUUCCUCAACUUCGUGAGGGUCCCCUUCUUCCUCGAUCUCAAACGACCUUCGGACGUGGGCCUCGACCACACGCUCAACUUCUACCUGCGGCCGCAACAGAAGCUCCGCAUCGGAGUGUGGCACACCGUUCCAGCAGACAUGUGGAGAGAAGCCGGCGGCCAAAGCCAAGAAUGGUUUGAAUCGGCACUAAGCUCCGCCCACCCAGCCAUCCUCUAUCUCCAUGGAAACACAGGGACCAGAGGCGGCGACCAUCGAGUGGAGCUGUACAAGGUCCUCAGCUCAUCCGGCUACCACGUGGUCACCUUCGAUUAUGGAGGCUGGGGCGACUCGGACGGGUCGCCGUCGGAGGGCGGCAUGACGGCGGACGCUCUCUUCGUGUACCGCUGGCUGAAGGAGAGGCGGGGUCAAAGCCGAGUGUACAUUUGGGGACACUCGCUGGGAACGGGCGUCGCCACCAACCUGGUCCGGCGAUUGUGCGACGGAGGAAGUCCUCCGGACGCUUUGAUCCUGGAGAGUCCUUUCACCAACAUCCGCGAGGAGGCCAGGAGUCACCCCUUCGCCACGGCGUACAGAUACUUGCCGGGCUUUGACUGGUUCUUCCUGGACGCCAUCACCGCCAACGACAUCCGCUUCGCCAACGACGACAAUGUGAAUCACAUCUCGUGCCCCGUGUUGAUUCUCCACGCCGAGGACGACCACGUGGUUCCUUUCCACUUGGGCAAGCAGCUGUACGAGGUGGCGAAGCGCUCCAGAAGCCUGAGCGGACACAAAGUGGAGUUUGUGGCCUUCCCGGCGUCGUUGGCCUACAGGCACAAGCUCAUCUACAGCAGCCCCCGACUGCCCCGCAUCCUCAGGGAUUUCCUGGACACCCCCCCUCCCGAGAAAGACUAAUCCACCCCCACCGCAGUCGCACACACACUGUUGAAGAUUUGGCGUCGGCGUGGUUGCGGCGGCAUCCGGUUUUGCUCAAGCGGCCGCGGCAAACGUCAACGUUUUAAUGUGAUGAUGGUGUUUCACUUGAACGCUGAAUAAAAUGUUUCCCGUU
Messenger RNA from Hippocampus zosterae (dwarf seahorse), 1304 nucleotides. It is a transcript of the gene abhd12, whose product is annotated as abhydrolase domain containing 12, lysophospholipase. The coding region runs from base 14 to 1150 and encodes 378 amino acids. Lineage: Eukaryota; Metazoa; Chordata; Actinopteri; Syngnathiformes; Syngnathidae. The record is from RefSeq and is a predicted model, not a curated record. Gene Ontology annotation, cellular component: endoplasmic reticulum membrane. The transcript is spliced from 13 exons. Gene Ontology annotation, molecular function: monoacylglycerol lipase activity; phosphatidylcholine lysophospholipase A1 activity. Gene Ontology annotation, biological process: monoacylglycerol catabolic process; phosphatidylserine catabolic process.